Messenger RNA from Xenia sp. Carnegie-2017, 471 nucleotides. RefSeq lists its product as uncharacterized. NCBI's taxonomy places the organism in Eukaryota, Metazoa, Cnidaria, Anthozoa, Malacalcyonacea, Xeniidae. Bases 116 to 424 code for a protein of 102 amino acids. The record is from RefSeq and is a predicted model, not a curated record. The transcript is spliced from 3 exons.
AAAGACAAAAGCAUCUUUGAAGAAAAAGGCCCAGAAGUUGCAAAAUGAAUAUCGACGCGAAAUCAGGGAAAAUCGUAAUACAUCCGUGGUUACCAGCAUUGAUAUAGACGAUGAAAUGCAGGGGAGUGCUGAAGAACUUUUCGAAGAAGAAUCAUACAUGGACUACUCCUCUUUCGAAGAGUCUAGUCAGAGUGAAGAUUUAGAUGAAGAUACCACAAGUAAUACAGUCAGAAUUGAUGAAGGAGCAAGCUCGCAUGAACAACCUAUGUUCAUGGUAUUUUACAUCUCAUUGGUUGAGUUGUUUGAAAAAUUUUGCUUUAACUGCAAGGCUGAAAAUCCAAAAGUACACAUUAAAAACAUUGGUUCGAUGGCCAUUGUAGAGCAAAAUUGUGGUAAAUGUGUUGAAAAGAACUUUAUGUGGUAAACACAAGCAGGUAAAGGCCGAGUAUUCUCCCAUCCCAUAGACCCACA